This is a messenger RNA of Trichomonas vaginalis G3, 1821 nucleotides long. Its product is annotated as RING finger protein-related family. Bases 1 to 1821 code for a protein of 606 amino acids. The record is from RefSeq and is a predicted model, not a curated record. Gene Ontology annotation, cellular component: HULC complex; nucleus. The transcript has a single exon. NCBI's taxonomy places the organism in Eukaryota, Parabasalia, Trichomonadida, Trichomonadidae. Gene Ontology annotation, molecular function: ubiquitin protein ligase activity.
AUGCAAGACAAUAAUCAUCGCCAAGGUUCAGGCGGUCAUGAAGACGAAUUUUCUCGUCUUGAAAAGCAAAUUUCCAGGAGUGAUCACGUUUUGCAUUGCUUAACGCGUAAUCAAGCUUAUAUCGAAGAGCUUCGUUACAUUUUAAAGCAAGCUGCUACACAGAUCCAGCAAGUAGCUCCAUCUUCCGAUAAUUUAUCAAACACAUCAAGCGCUUCUCCCAUUGAAAAUUCAAAUAACAACGACAAAUCAACAUCAUCUCAAACAAUAUACGAUCAGAUAUACGAAAAUAUAAAACAAAUCAUUUAUAGUGUUCCGCAAUCCGAAGAAUUAAGAGAAUUUUUACGGAAAUUACACCAACAUUUUGCAGAUAUCCUACUUCUAAAGAACCAAGCUCAAUCUUCUCGUCUCCAAUAUAACCAGCCCCAGCAAGAGACACUAAUUAACUUCCUAAAUAAGAAAUUCGAAUUCGGAAUUGAUCAUGCACCAAAAGAUAAAUGCGACGAAGUAGGGAAUACGUUCAAAAUUUCGCAAAAUGCUGUAUCUUCUAAGUAUCACAAACUGAUUGAUUCACUCGCUCCGUCGAAACAAGCACUUUCUUACAUAGAUCAGAACAUUGAUAACGAAAAUCCAAUUGAUUCAUUGACAGAAAUGUAUAACGACCUCGAAGAAACAGAAAAGGAGUUGACAAAUGAACUCAAAAGUCUCGAAAUGAACGCAAUUUUGUAUAACGAUUAUAUUAACAAUCCUCCAUUCGAUAUUGUGAGAGAAUCACCCGAAUAUCAAGAAUAUCUUAGAGGUUCGCAAUAUAUUCUACCAAAAGUUCGCUCAAAAGCCGAAAAAAUGCAAGAAAUUUAUUCAAUUAUGUUACAGAAGCACAAAGAAUUAACAGAAGCACUCGUAAAUACAGACUUUAAUCCUUCCGAUGAAGAAUACGCUAAAAUACUUCAGGAAGAAGCAGAAGUUACUGUUCUUCAUCGAAAAUUAAUUUUUGUAAAGGGAAUUGUCAGCCAACUUAAGUCACUAUUCCCAGACAAAAGCGCUGAUUUUUGUAAGCGAGACAGGAAAGUUCUCCAAGACGCAAUUUCCGCAUUUGAUAAAAAUAAUUUGGAAGACGUGAAGAAAAUUCUUUCAGAUUACAAGAAAGAGCUUCCAGGCAUCCAAGCAUCCAUCAAAGAAGAGACAUCUCAGAUAGAAAACUACGGGGCGAGCCUAGAAGAGCAACUUCCAAGUUUAAUGCGAAGACAUACAAAACAAAUGGACCAAGCAACAAUAAGAGGGCUUGAGCAAUCACGUGAGAACGUGAAGAAGGCCAAACAGUCCAUAGAACAGGCCGAGGAACAAAUGGAAAGCCAAUUCAAAGAAAUUAAAGAAAGACACAAAAAUCUUUUAGAGGGAAACUUUUCAAUUAACGCUUUCCCACCCAAUCUAGACGUAAUAGUAGAGAAUACACAGAACAGAUUGGCAACUAAAAGAUGGUACGAGCGAAGAAUCAAAAAUUUGGAAAAAGAAAACGAAGAUAUUAAAACGAAAAUCGCUGAAAUGAAGGAAGAAACAGAACAAAUAAGAAGUGAAACCAAGGCAAAGAACGAAAUCAAUGAUUCUAUGAGGAAAAUGAAGGCUAAGAAUAUUCCUCACUCAUUAGAUGAACUAAAGAGCAUUAUUGAAUGCCCAUUAUGCGGAAAACCAAGAGAUACUGUUGUAUUAGCUUGCGGACAUACAUUUUGCUCUUCUUGUGCGAAAGGAUUUAUUAGAAAUAGAAAUUGUCCAUCAUGUCAAACAAGAUUUACACAGUUUGAUAUUAAAACAUUCAAAUAUGACUAA